Gavialis gangeticus (Gharial) is the source of this 3757-nucleotide messenger RNA. It is a transcript of the gene RHBDF2, whose product is annotated as rhomboid 5 homolog 2. The coding region runs from base 44 to 2539 and encodes 831 amino acids. The transcript has 17 exons. Gene Ontology annotation, cellular component: endoplasmic reticulum membrane. NCBI's taxonomy places the organism in Eukaryota, Metazoa, Chordata, Crocodylia, Gavialidae. The record is from RefSeq and is a predicted model, not a curated record. Gene Ontology annotation, molecular function: serine-type endopeptidase activity. Gene Ontology annotation, biological process: regulation of protein secretion; regulation of epidermal growth factor receptor signaling pathway.
ACCGCCCUUCCUCCUUCAGCCUGCCUAGCUCCUCCUGCUCAAGAUGUCGUCCAGCGAUAAGAACGGGGGCAGCCGCUCCAGCAGCAGCAGUAGCCGCCUGCAGAGCAAGAAGCCUCCCAACCUCUCCAUCACGAUUCCACCAGUGCCCACAGAAGAUGACAGCAGCCUGAAAGUGCCUCUCAAAGUCCCAGUGUAUCAGAAGAGCGUGAGCCUGCAAGAACCCAGAGGGAGGAGAGAUGACAGUCCCUUAGAGAGACAGCCUGGCUUCCGCAGACAGACCUCCCUGUCACAGAGCAUUCGCAAGGGGACGGCGGAUUGGUUUGGUGUCAGCAGCGACUGGGAAGGAAAGCGACAACACUGGCAACGCAAGAGCCUGCAGCACUGCAGCCUGAGGUAUGGCAAGCUCAAGGCCCCUUACCGCGACUUGGAGCUCCCCAGCCAGGAGGUGCCCUCCUUCCAAGGCACCGAGUCACCAAAGCCAUCCAAGAUGCCCAAGAUUGUAGACCCCUUGGCCAGGGGCCGUCCGUUUCGGCAUCCAGAUGAAGUUGAUCGUCCUCGGACCCCUCACCCGGUUCUACCACCCUUGACCCCAGGAGUCAUCUCUUUGGCAUCAUUCAACAGUGUGCGGUCGGGCUAUGCGCGUUUGCCCCGAAGAAAGAGGCAAUCUGUCGCCCGUAUGAGCUUCAGGGCAGCUGCAGCUCUAAUUAAAGGGCGUUCUGCAUUGGAGCCCUUGGCACCAAAACAAAGAACUACCAAACGGAGCUUCAUGUAUCCCAGCUUCCUGGAUGACGAUGCAGCGGAUGCAGCAGACACACUGGACUCCUCCUUCUUCAGUAAGAUGGAGAUGCACGAUGAGAUGUAUUCAAUGCCAGAUGACGUCUUUGAGUCGCCACCCCUCUCGGCCACCUACUUGCGAAUGCAGCAUUUGGGAGAAGAAGCCCGAUCCCUCGAGGCGGAGCAGCCAUUUCAGAAGGAAGGUGUGAAGGUCUGGGGGCCAACUGCUAGUGAGGCCAAAAGGGGCAAACGGAUUGCUUCCAAAGUGAAACACUUCGCCUUCGACCGCAAGAAGCGAUACUACGGGCUGGGGGUGGUCGGCAAGUGGCUGAACAGGACGUAUCGCCGCAGCCUCAGCAGCAUGGUGCAGUCUCAGCUGGAGAACACUGACAGUCAUAGGCCGUACUUCACUUAUUGGAUCACCUUUGUGCAUAUCAUCAUCACCCUGCUGGUUAUAUGUACCUAUGGGAUUGCGCCCAUUGGCUUCGCCCAGCAUGUGAAGACAGAGUUAGUGCUGAGAAACAAAGGGGUGUACGAGAGCGUGAAGUACAUUCAGCAGGAGAACUUCUGGAUCGGCCCAAGCUCGAUUGACCUGAUUCACCUGGGAGCCAAGUUCUCCCCAUGUAUCCGGAAGGACCACCAGGUGGAGAAGCUUGUUCAGCGUGAGAGGGACCGCGAGCACAACUCAGGCUGCUGCAUCCAAAAUGACAACUCGGGCUGCAUCCAGACCCUGCGGGAGGAUUGCUCAGAGACACUGGCGACUUUCAUAAAGUGGCCAGAUGCCAACCCUCCAGCCAUUACCAGCAACUCCAGCCAGAAGCGAACAUCGGGGGCUGUGUGCCAUCAGGACCCCAGGACAUGUGAGGAGCCAGCAUCCAACCCCCCUCACAUCUGGCCGGACGACAUUACCAAGUGGCCGAUUUGUACCUAUCAGAUCAAAACCAACUAUACUGGCUUUCUGCACAUGGACUGUGAAAUCAAAGGCAGGCCCUGCUGCAUUGGCACCAAAGGCAGCUGCGAGAUCACAACACGGGAAUACUGCGAGUUCAUGCACGGCUACUUCCACGAAGAGGCAACUCUUUGCUCACAGGUCCACUGUCUGGAUAAGGUGUGUGGCCUUCUGCCCUUCUUGAACCCAGAAAUCCCUGACCAGUUCUACAGACUCUGGCUGUCCCUGUUCCUGCAUGCAGGGAUUGUCCACUGCCUGGUGUCGGUGAUUUUCCAGAUGACUGUACUCAGGGACCUGGAGAAGCUGGCGGGCUGGCACAGGAUCUCCAUCAUUUUCAUCCUCAGUGGUAUCACAGGCAACCUGGCUAGUGCCCUCUUCCUUCCGUACCGGGCAGAGGUUGGCCCAGCAGGAUCCCAGUUUGGUUUGCUAGCUUGCCUCUUCGUAGAGCUCUUCCAGAGCUGGCAGGUCCUGGAGAAGCCUUGGAAAGCUUUUCUGAACCUCUCUGGGAUUGUCCUCUUUCUCUUUGUUUGUGGUCUCCUGCCCUGGAUAGACAACAUCGCACACAUAUUUGGCUUCCUCAGUGGCCUCCUGCUGUCCUUCGCCUUCCUCCCCUACAUCACCUUCGGCACCAUGGACAAGUACCGCAAGCGGGUCAUGAUCAUCGUCUCCCUGGUGGUGUUCACAGGGCUUUUUGCCUCCUUGGUUGUCUGGCUCUAUGUGUACCCCAUCAACUGGCACUGGAUUGAGCAUCUCACCUGCCUGCCCUUCACCAGCAAGUUCUGUGAGAAGUACGACCUGGACCAGGUGUUGCAUUGACCCCUAGGAUGGGGCAGAGAUUUCUUUUUUAACAGGAAAUUUGGAACCAAGUGGAUUUUAAUAGUGACUGGGUUGCAACUUCAGGUCAGAAUAUGACUAACAUGGAAAGAGCGGUGCCUCCAAGUGCCCCGGCCUUCCUGCCUGCCAUAUGGAACUGCAAGACAUUUGCUUCUGGUACAGGACUCCCUUGGAGCUUGACCUGUCCCUUAGCAGUUGUACAGACUGCCAGGCAGGUGCUGUUAUUCUGAUGGGGUGGGAAGGCAGGGAAGUGGGGCUGUGCUUCUGGUUAAAAUGCUGGAGGUAGGGAGGGGUGGAUCUGCACCUGUUCAGAACCACGUGGGACAUCCAGCACCAAAAAGCCAUAAUCAGCAGGCCUGGAGCCCAGCCUGUCUGCUGGAGGGUUGAGAGUAGCUGGGGUGCAUUUUGGUGCUUUUGUUCCCAAGUGGGGAAAUACCUUGUGCCCCAGACUCUGCUUUCAGUCAUGGGAGAUUUGCCCCUGAGGACUACUAUGUAGAACAGCCCUAACCAGCUCUUCUGAUUCCCCCCUCCCCCCAACACCCCUGGUGGAGGUUUCAGUGAUGGAUCCUUCUGGCAUGGACCUGCUGGAUCCUUCCUCCUGAAACUGAAUCCCCAAGGCAGAGGUGAUUCAGGGCUGGCUUUGAAAGCACCUUUCUGACCAGAUGUCCAUAUCUGGGCCUUCAGCAAACUGCCUUUUUUUUUAAUCUGCUGCAUGUUUGGCCCUGGUCUCCUUGUCCUGCAGUCCUCUCCUCCUCUUAGUUUUUCUCAUGCCUCAUGGCAUGAGAUAGGAGCUCCAGAAUUUGUAGCAGCAUACCCUGCCGCAGUGCCUUGCAGGUACUGUGAAUCGUACUGUGAACUCUUCGCCCCAUUUUGCAGGGGGUACUUUUUAUAUGCAGAUAUUUUUCUUACAUCAUAACACUUUAGGGGAAAACAGCAGUGAUCAGCCAUAAUGCCUGAACUUGCUGCUCUCUUGGGUACAAGACUGGGAAUUCUCGCGUGGCCUUUAGGAAUAGGAGUCGCUGUUCUAGCAGCCCCGUUGGAGGAACAAAGCUGUUGCACGAUUCUAGGGGUCGGCGUUUUAGUGACACGUUGCAAGCUGACGCAGAGUCAGUCUGAAGAGCUCUGCUUCCCCCUUUUGAAUAGGGUCUUAGAAACCAGAUUGUGGGAUGGCUGUUCCUAUCGCAGGAAACUCUAAUUUAA